This is a messenger RNA of Harmonia axyridis, 2210 nucleotides long. It is a transcript of the gene OstDelta, whose product is annotated as dolichyl-diphosphooligosaccharide--protein glycosyltransferase subunit 2. Lineage: Eukaryota; Metazoa; Arthropoda; Insecta; Coleoptera; Coccinellidae. Gene Ontology annotation, biological process: protein N-linked glycosylation. Gene Ontology annotation, cellular component: membrane; oligosaccharyltransferase complex. The record is from RefSeq and is a predicted model, not a curated record. The transcript has 3 exons. Bases 236 to 2068 code for a protein of 610 amino acids.
AUUUCAGAGUAUUUUGGGAGGGUCUGAUUGAAAUGAGAUCUAAAGACAAUUAAUUACAUAAAUUUUUGAUUAAAAUUCACAAAUUUUCAUUGUGACUAUUUCUAUAUAUUUUUUGGCAACACUGCUAAUAUACUACGUGUCAAUAUCAAGAAUUGUGUUGUUCUUGAUGUUGGUGACAAGUGAGAUACUUGACUAGAUUGAGUUAUUGAGUUUCGCCGGUUCUUCUCAUUUGAAAAUGUUUAGGCUAAAGUUAAUAGGAUUAACAAUAUUAUUAUGUCUCACAAUAGGUGUUAACAGUAGCGUUAAAGGUUAUAUCGGAUCUGUAGAUACUAAAAAGUUCUUAUUAGUUUUGUCUGAAUCAUUGUCCGAAGAUAGUUCAGAUUUGACUGGAAUUUACUAUGGAGCAGCUGGACAUAAAUUAUUAAAUGUAAAAUUAGAUGUAUUAAUAACCAAAAAAAAUUGUGAUGCCUUACUAAAAAAUUUCAAAGGCGAUGAAGACCCUGAGAUAGUUUUUUACGCAUUCGGAGCUUGGUCGCAUCUAGAAUGUCCAGGUAAAAUUCACAAAGAAGAAACUCUUAAGUAUCUGCAUAACAUUGUAUUAAAUGAAAAGUCAUCCCCGGCUGAUAUCCGAUUUGCUUCUGCAGCACUAAAAGUUGUUGGUGAUAAAUUACCCAAUCCUGCCAAAGUUUCACAGUUAUUACUAUCCAAACUAAAGGAGGAUGAUAGUUUAAUCAAUUUGGGACAUGCCAUUCAUACUUCCUUGAUGUUGGGAAACCAUGGAAAAUUUGCCAUAGAUAGAGCAGAAGAUGUUGUUGUCCAAUUAGAUGAGGUUAAUGGAAAAUUACUGCAAUGGGAAGGUGGUUUGAGUACAACAUCUCUACUUUUGACUGGUUUGCUUAGACUACAAGGUCUUAAACCAUUGACACAGAUUCAAGCUGAUAAAAUUGCUAAUUAUUUACUCACAAGAAAAACUGUUCAAACUGCUAAAGGCAUUGUUGCCUUGUUGGAUGCAAUUAAAGUUUUAACUACUAGUUCUGUUUCUCCUGUGAGUAUAGGAAUUAUGGGUAAAUCUUCUGUGAGUACUGAAAAGCCAGAACUGAAGGUACGAGUAUCAGAUUUACUUGGAGCACCCAUCAAACCACUUCCAGGCCCGGUAAUUGCAGUAUCAGCAACUAGAGUAGUAGACGAUGUAGUAGUUCUUUCAAAACAACCACUAACUGCUGGUUCAGGUCCUAGUGAGUUCAUUCUUCCUCUUCGUUUGGAUCCAGAUCACUAUCAAGUUGUUUUGAAUACAGGAGAUAAUACAGAAAGCUUUAAUGUGAGGGUUAUGGGUCCAGUCAAUCUUAAAACAUUUGAGAUUGGUCUUGGAGAUCUCGAUGGUACUGGUGCUCCUCGUUUAACAAAACUUGAUUACCCUAAUAAACUAUCUAGCAUUCUGCAAGCAGAUUCAAGUCAUUUGUUAAUUUCAAAGUUUUCACUUUCACGUUCUGUUCAUCAAGCUUUUUUGAGACUAUAUUCUUCUAAAAAAGAAAUUAUUUUCAUAGCAGAACAAGAUAAUAAUAAAGUCUAUAAGGUCGAAAUCAAUUUAAAUGCAGAGUUUACUUAUUCAGGUAUUUUCAAUAUGGAGAUUAUAUUAGGUGAUCCAGUCAUGAGUAACCCUCUCACUUGGAAUCUUGGUCAAAUUGAUUUGAAUUUGGGAAAAAUUGACCCUCAAGUGAAAAGUCUCAAAGCACCAAAGCAAGAGAUAAAACAUCUAUUCAGACAGGCUGAAAAACGACCGUCAACUACAGUCUCAUUAUUAUUUUCAAUUCUUACAGCUGCUCCUAUUCUUCUACUUUUAGUUUUGUGGUUGAAAAUUGGCCUGAAUAUUAAGAAUUUUUCUGUUGUUUCUCUUCCCUUUCACAUAGGAUUUGGCUCAAUAUUAGGUCUCUUUCUAUGUUUUUGGCUUAAAUUAGAUAUGUUCACAACUUGCGCAUGGUUGAUACCUCUUGGAGCAUUCACUUUCUUAUCUGGUCAUAAAGUAUUGAGUAACUUAGCUGGCAAUAAAAAGUCUGAUAAGAAAGAUUGAAAGAAGUAGUUUAGGUAAGAAUUUGUUAUUUCCUUGAGUUGUUUCAUUUAUAUGUAUUUUUGUACUGUCACUUUGAAAUCAAUAACAACAAUUGAUGUACGUUAAUUCUCAAAUUAGUUUGAAAUAAAAAGAACAACAGAUA